AUGUAUCCCCUGGUUACUCGCAAGUGGGGGGGGCUCACCCCGAUCCUGCCGCCGCCCUCACCCGAGCCCGGCUACAGGCUCCUGGCUGCCCUGCAUCCAGACGACGGCUGCACCACCCACUCAAGUGUGGGGGAGCCACCUCUGGCCACGCCUGAUCCUGCUGCCGCCAUCGCCGACUACACGUGUGUGUGCAACAUCGACUGUUCUCAAACCAACUUCAAUCCUCUCUGUGCUUCCGACGGGAAAUCUUACGACAACGCAUGUCAGAUCAAAGAAGCCUCAUGCCAGAAACAGGAGAAGAUUGAAGUCAUGUCUUUGGGGAGAUGCCAAGACAAUGCAACUACGACCACGAAGACAGAAGAUGGACAUUAUGCAAGAACAGAUUAUGCAGAGAACGCGAACAAAUUGGAGGAGAGCGCCCGGGGGAUCUACACUCCUUGUCCAGAACAUUUUAGCGGCUUCUGUAGGCACGGGAAAUGCGAACACUCUGCUAAUAUGCUGGAGCCAUCUUGCAGGUGUGACGCAGGCUAUACUGGACAACACUGUGAAAAGAAGGACUACAGCGUUUUAUACGUGGUUCCUGGCCCCGUACGGUUUCAAUAUGUCUUAAUAGCAGCUGUGAUUGGAACGAUCCAGAUCGCCAUCAUCUGCGUCGUAGUACUCUGCAUUACAAGGAAAUGUCCCAGGAGUAACAGAAUCCACCGGCAGAAGCAAAACACAGGUCACUACAGUUCAGACAACACAACCAGAGCAUCAACCCGAUUAAUUUAAAAAGAGCGCAUGUUUCCACAAUGGCAAAAGUAGACUGCAGAGAGCUUGGACUGACAAAGAAAAGAAAAAGAAAAACGCAGUAUUAUAGACAAAAGAACUACACAUGUUGCCUUGCAUUUGUGGUAAUCGACACCAAUGAGAGAAAAAAAAAACAUGUACUACAGCUAUAUUUGAUUAUGUAUGGAUAUAUUUGAAAUAGUAAACAUUGUCUUGAUGUUUUUUCUGUAAUGUAAAUAAACUAUUUAUAUCACACAA
Messenger RNA from Gekko japonicus, 1026 nucleotides. It is a transcript of the gene TMEFF2, whose product is annotated as transmembrane protein with EGF-like and two follistatin-like domains 2. Bases 1 to 771 code for a protein of 256 amino acids. The record is from RefSeq and is a predicted model, not a curated record. Lineage: Eukaryota; Metazoa; Chordata; Lepidosauria; Squamata; Gekkonidae. The transcript has 7 exons. Gene Ontology annotation, molecular function: protein binding.